AUGGAUACGCUGUCACCCAACGAUUGCUCCAAGUCGAGCUCCAACUCCAAUUCGAGCGGCAACAGCGCCAGCAGCUCCUCCAUGGAUCUGGGCAACAAGCAGCCCAAGCAGCCGAAACGUGGCUCGCGCGGCCAGAAGCUGUCCAGAUCGCGCAGCCUGCUGCAGUUGCUCAGCAGGCAUCUGGGCCGUCAUUUCCAGCAUCAUCAUCACCAGAACGACACCGUCUACAGCAGCCAGGAUGAUAUACGCAGUUCGGCUACGGAUCUGUUCAGUCUGAGUGGUUCGCGCAAUGAUUGCCUCCAGGUACUCAAUGGCGGCUCCAGUCUCGAUCUGGAGCACACCUCACGCACAACCUCGGAGUCGAGUUCGCCUGGUCUGGAAUUUUACGAUAACAAUGCUGGACACAUCUAUGUGGAAACCGUCUAUCGACCCGGCAGCGCCAUAGAUCAACUGCAUCCACAUCACUAUGAUGAUAGCGGCAGCAGCGUUGACGAGGAUGAGAAUGAUAAUGACAAUGAGAACGAUAAUGAGAAUGAGAAUCUGGAGCACCUUAAACCGCAUGGUAGCGAACCAGAGCCGCGUUCUGCCUCGGCCGCAUCGGCUGGCGUCAACAACAAGACAUCUGGCCUGCAUCUGAGUCGCAUCUCCAUCUCCUCCUCGGUUAGCCGCAUGCUGCAGCACUUCUCCACACCGGCGGCCACAACGGCAACGGCAUCGCUGCGCUCCUUGUCCUGCAGCAGCACGCCGCGGCGACAGCGCAACUUGUCCUCGCUGAUGCGGGGCAAAAAAUCGCUGAUGCCCAGCAGCAGCAACAACAGCAGCAGCAGCAGCAGCAGCAGCAGCAGCAGCAGCUCAUCAAAAUCGUCGAAAAAGGACAAGAAGCAGCAGAGCAUACUGCGACCUCCAGUUCAGUACGUUUACAUGAAGGGCAUGUCCGGGCUAUACUCGCGGGUGCCCAGCUACGCGGUCUGCUGCCCCUAUACGCUGCAGCACAGCAUGUAUUAG
Drosophila novamexicana is the source of this 1005-nucleotide messenger RNA. RefSeq lists its product as uncharacterized. The transcript is spliced from 2 exons. The record is from RefSeq and is a predicted model, not a curated record. The coding region runs from base 1 to 1005 and encodes 334 amino acids. Lineage: Eukaryota; Metazoa; Arthropoda; Insecta; Diptera; Drosophilidae.